This is a messenger RNA of Entamoeba dispar SAW760, 408 nucleotides long. RefSeq lists its product as uncharacterized. The transcript has 4 exons. The coding region runs from base 1 to 408 and encodes 135 amino acids. The record is from RefSeq and is a predicted model, not a curated record. NCBI's taxonomy places the organism in Eukaryota, Evosea, Mastigamoebida, Endamoebidae.
AUGAACUUUUACUUCAUAUGGAACAUCAAUCAUACAAUCAAUAAACUUGGACUUAGAACAUGGAUAUCAGUAAAUAAAGAAGUUCGAAAAUUAGAAGGGUUAUUAUGCAUUGCUAAAAUCCAACAUCAGGUAAUCAAUUUGAUUUUCAUGUUUAUUAUCAACAAGAAAAUUACAUCAAUUUUAACAACACUAUUUGAGAGUGAAAUCGUUAAUCAUAUUACAAACUAUAAAAAGAAAAUAACACAAAUUGUAUUAAAUUUACUAUUUCAAAAUGAAGUUGAAAAUAAUACAAAUAAUAGAAUAAAUGAUGAUAAACAACAUGAUUAUAAUAAACAAACAAAAAUAAUGAUAAAUGAAUACGAAGAAUAUAAUAAUAAACAACAGAAUAUGAUUAAACAAAUAAAAUAA